Messenger RNA from Saxophila tyrrhenica, 273 nucleotides. RefSeq lists its product as uncharacterized. NCBI's taxonomy places the organism in Eukaryota, Fungi, Ascomycota, Dothideomycetes, Mycosphaerellales, Extremaceae. The coding region runs from base 1 to 273 and encodes 90 amino acids. The transcript is spliced from 2 exons. The record is from RefSeq and is a predicted model, not a curated record.
AUGUCCGACCAACAAAACCCCUCCCUCAUCGGCCAGCACGCAAACUACGUCGCCGCCGCCGCCAAAGAAACCGUCGGCUCCGUCACAGGCUCCGAAGACUGGAAGGCGACCGGCGCGCAGGAAAAGCAAGAUGCCAUCGACGGCAUGAAGUCGGCAAGCGAGAACCGCGAUCCCAAUUCUUCCGGGUUUGGGAAGGCGGAGGAGAUGGCAGGCAAGGCGGUGGGAUGCGAGGGCAUGGAGAGCGAGGGGCAGCAGAGUAAGACGUCGCAGUAA